GGUUGAACCCUGUUUCUGGUGUCAUCCUCCAUAACGUUGAGUGCAGACGGACUCCGACAGAUGCAGUACAUUUACAAUGUUGCUUUAUGCUUUAUUUUUGUUUGCAUCUUCCAUGAAGAUUGUCUCAGGGGCAGAUUGGUGCUACCAGUCCCAGGUUACAUGCAAUCACACCUGCAUAGGUCCAGACGUAUGGGGAGUGGUUUCUCAGCACUGCAGCGGCAGAGCUCAGUCUCCUGUUAACAUUGUUACGAGGAGACUGCUACCAGAUGAACGUCUCACUCCUUUUCACUUCAUUGGCUAUCAAGAGACUUUUCAUGGUCACCUCAUAAACAAUGGUCACGCUGUUCAAUUGGAUUUGCCCACCAGUAUAAGGAUCAGGGGAGGAAAUCUGCCUGCAACGUACAAGGCACUUCAAUUUCACCUGCACUGGGGCAAAGAUGGAGGGCCGGGUUCUGAACACACGAUUGAUGGAGAACAAUUUCCAGUGGAGAUGCACAUUGUUCACAUAAAAGAAGAAUACGACUCUCUAUCCCAGGCUGUAAGCGACCGCGCAGGUGUGGCUGUUCUUGGAUUUUUAUUUCAGGAAUCUGCAUCUUCAAAUAAGAAAUUUGAUCCCCUUAUUAAUGCUCUGAAAUCCAUCCCACAACCCACCAACAGCACCACACUGAAGGGCGUGUCCCUGGACAUGUUCAUUCCUCCUCAGGAUAACAUGACUAAGUACUUUCGCUAUGAUGGCUCUCUCACCACACCAAACUGUUCUGAAGCUGUCGUCUGGAGCCUGUUUGAAAGCACUAUUCCUCUCAGCAGGGAACAGCUUGCUGCAUUCUCCCAGCUCCAGUUUUCUGAUGGAGAGCAAAUGGUCAAAACCUACAGACCAGUGCAGCCCUUGAAUGGAAGGCAGGUGUAUUACUCCGGAGGCCAUGUUGCUCUGGCUAGCACCAUGUUACUCAUCAUAUCAGUGCUUGUGUCCAGUUCCUCGUUCCUGCACACAACAGUGUGAAAACUCUGAUUAAUUUACUCAUAUGAAUAAAUACUGUUGUCUAUAUGUGUACUGAUGAUCAUCAAAUGUAAUGUAAUGUAUAUUUAAAGGUAAAUCAUGUAUGUGUGAAUCUACUGUAUGCACUGUGUGCGAUGUUAUGUUCAGGUACAAAGUGUCAAGCAUUUUCUUUCUUUGUUCUAUACAAUAUGUCACAUAAAAAUAGUAUAUUUAAGUUGGAAAUUUACCUAAUAAUUUAUGUCUUUCUUGAUUUCUACAACAAACUGCACUGAUUGGACUGAUCAAUCAAUUGUUUUUACUACUUUUGAUUGCAAAGUUACUGUGUGGGAUGACCCAGUUUAACUUACAAAGUAGGCGGCUAAUACUUGAUAUUGUUAUACUGUCUCUUGUGAUAUGUUAUCAUGGUACAUUUGAUUUUGAUACUGAGGUGAUUCCUUCCUGUGAUCUCCAGACACUUGAACUCUGAACUGUCCUUUUUUCCCCUAGCUCACCCUCUGGCCAGUUAAUCACCUGAAUGAUGCCACAAAAGGUUCAGACUUUGGUACAUGCUGUUUCACCUCAGCAGUUUGUAAAACAUUGUGCAAUCAUUGAAUAAAUAAAGUACACGUUUAAUUCCU
Molecule: messenger RNA, 1614 nt
Organism: Lates calcarifer (barramundi perch)
Lineage: Eukaryota; Metazoa; Chordata; Actinopteri; Centropomidae
Gene: ca4b
Product: carbonic anhydrase IV b
Exons: 8
Coding region: 77-1000 (307 amino acids)
Cellular component (GO): plasma membrane
Molecular function (GO): zinc ion binding; carbonate dehydratase activity
Source: RefSeq, a predicted model, not a curated record